Molecule: messenger RNA, 2620 nt
Organism: Xyrauchen texanus (razorback sucker)
Lineage: Eukaryota; Metazoa; Chordata; Actinopteri; Cypriniformes; Catostomidae
Gene: dhrs7cb
Product: dehydrogenase/reductase (SDR family) member 7Cb
Exons: 7
Coding region: 170-1114 (314 amino acids)
Biological process (GO): regulation of release of sequestered calcium ion into cytosol by sarcoplasmic reticulum
Cellular component (GO): sarcoplasmic reticulum membrane
Molecular function (GO): all-trans-retinol dehydrogenase (NAD+) activity
Source: RefSeq, a predicted model, not a curated record
UCAUGCUAUUAAAAGAUCCCUGAUCCUCACAAGUUGCCCUGGCUGCAACUGGCAGUGGGACUGGGUUUGAAUGAACAAGGAGGAAAGCAGGGUUUAAUCUGCUUAACUAACUGGAAAAAAAACCAGAUAUUUCCACUGAAGGCUGGCUUAACUGUUUACGCACAUUAAGAUGGGUCUCCCAUCUGUUAUGGUCCUGCCCCUGCUGAUAGUGGGUUUCGCUGGAGUUUACUAUGUUUACAAUGAGGUCAUGCGGUUCAUGUCCAAGUCCAUGGUUCAAAACAAAGUGGUGGUGAUCACAGACGCCGUAUCCGGGAUGGGAAGUGAGUGUGCCAGACUGUUUCACGAAGGUGGGGCGAGACUGGUUUUGUGCGGACCAAAUUGGGACAAGCUUGAAUCUCUGUAUGAUUCACUGUGCAGUGGAUCAGACCCCAGUAAAACUUUCACACCCAAGCUGGUGCUGCUGGACUUCAGUGAUAUGGAGAACAUUUCAAAUGUGAUCACAGAGAUUUGUGAGUGUUACGGCUGUGUGGAUGUUCUGGUAUGCAACAGUAGCAUGAAGGUCAAGGCCCCAGUGCAGAAUCUCUCCCUGGAGAUGGACAAAACUGUCAUGGAUGUCAACUACUUUGGGCCUGUUACAUUGGCCAAAGGUGUCCUGCCAUUAAUGAUCACUAGAAGGACAGGACAAUUUGUAUUGGUCAACAGCAUCCAAGGGAAACUGGCUCUCCCAUUCCGUACUUCUUAUGCUGCCUCCAAGCAUGCAGUCCAGGCAUUCUUCGACUGUCUGAGAGCAGAGGUGGAGGAGUAUGGAAUCUCUGUCUGUACAAUAAGUCACACCUUCAUUAACUCAGUACCACAGAACACCACUCCCUCCAAAACCCCACCCACCAAUCCCCUCUGGGCUUACAUCUCUUGCCUGUUGAACACUCAUGGGGUGCGUCCUAAUGACCUGGCCCAUGAGAUUGUUAGAAUGGUGAACAGGCACAGACGAGAGGUGCUCCUCGCCCACCCCAUCCCCUGGGUCGCCUUGUACAUCCGCUUCCUGCUUCCCAGCUUCUUCUUUGCUGUGGUGGCUGCUGGGGUGAAGGAUGGAGCCAUGGCUGAGCAGCUGAAAUAGACGAACUGCGGAAAGAGAACUGAAUGAAAAGAUUCAAGAAAUGACCUGAGGCCUUGUUGUUUAGUUUCAUGAGCUUUGAACUCGUUUCUGGUCUAGCUGCACACAGCAGGGGUGAUCUUUUGAUGUAAAAAACAUGAAAGCCGCUUAUAUUUUGAUCUGGUUAGAAAUGGGAUGCAUUUAUUUAUCUUGGCAUUUCUAGUGACUGAGUAGCCUAGUGUGACAUUCUUCACAAGAUUCAAUUAUAUGAAAUAAUCGUUAGCCAUUAUAUGCAUUAAAACAAUAAAGCUUGUGACUUGACUUCUUUAAAAAGUGUUGUGUCAUCAGCUCAAAAUGCUCUAAUACACUAUAAUGACAUUAUUUCAAUGGUUUUCUAUAUAAAAGCAAAACAUUACCCUUAUCUUUGGAUGCCUGUUAUAAGUUUUAAAAGUCCACCCAAAAAUGACAAUUUUGUCAUAAUUUACUCACUUCACUUUACAAACAUGUAUAACUAAAUUUUGUCUAUACAAUGCUCAAUCUGUUUGACAUUCUACCAUUAUGCCAUAUUUAAUCCUUUUUAUAUGAACUAUCCUGUUAAUGCUUGGAGUGGUGGUGGCGAAGUGGGCUAAAGCACAUAAUGGGUAAUCAGAAGGUUGCUGGUUCAAUCCCCACAGCCACCACCAUUGUGUCCUUGAGCAAGGCACUUAACUCCAGGUUGCUCCGGGGGGAUUGUCCCUGUAAUAAGUGUAAAUCACUUUGGAUAAAAGCGUCUGCCAAAUGCAUAAAUGUAAAUGUAAUGCAAUAUAAUCUUGAAAUAGUAUAAUAUAACUCCUGCUUGUGUUUAUUGUCUUUUGCUUCUCUGACACAAGGUUGAGCAAGGAGACAGUGCCAAUUGGCUUCAUUCAAAAGCCAUAAAGAGCCAUAUAGACAUAAUUUCCCAGAUGUCUUUCUCAAAUGCUGAUUUAAGGCCAGUUUGUUCAUUUAGCACAGACGUGGCUCACUAUCAUCACCUAGGGGCCACAUCUGAUAUAUACACUAUUUCUUAACAGCACGAUUGUACCUGUAGAUGGCACUAACCACAAACCCAUGACUUACUGAUACUGGAAGACUAGUAGAUGAAAAAUACAGAGAAAUACACUGCAAACGUGAUGCUUGAUGACACAUAUUGUAAUUGAUGAUGUCAGACUAUUCUCAAUUAAGGCAUAAAUAAUACAUUUAAUACAGUUGAUGUCUGUUAUAGAAUUACUGUAAUUGAAGCACACUGCAAUCAAACAUCUUGUGUCAUGGAUGCACUUAGUCGAUGCAUGUUAUAUCAUCAUCUGGUAUUAUAUAGUUGUUGGUAAAUUAAGACAGGCUGCUGUAGAAGGACAUACAGUUAGUGAUUCAAUUGUUUCAACCUUUCAUCAUACUGGUAAAUGUGUAAGUAUUCAUUCAUUCAAUAGCAGUCUAUGUGAUAUCAUUGUAUUAUGAUAUUAUAGACAGUUAUUUGUGGCUUCAGUGUAUUAAAGCAUUGCUAAAAUGAGAAAAUUG